This is a messenger RNA of Linderina pennispora, 3078 nucleotides long. RefSeq lists its product as uncharacterized. The record is from RefSeq and is a predicted model, not a curated record. The transcript has 3 exons. Gene Ontology annotation, biological process: mitochondrial DNA replication. Gene Ontology annotation, cellular component: mitochondrion; gamma DNA polymerase complex. Bases 1 to 3078 code for a protein of 1025 amino acids. Gene Ontology annotation, molecular function: 3'-5' exonuclease activity; DNA binding; DNA-directed DNA polymerase activity. Lineage: Eukaryota; Fungi; Kickxellomycota; Kickxellomycetes; Kickxellales; Kickxellaceae.
AUGCUGGCGGCGAAGCUCCGGCAGGGCGUGUUUCCUCGGCAAAAGUACGCAGCAGCGACAACCGAGCAGAUCAAGAUCGCAGUCGACCACCUAAAGUCACAAGGCAUCUACGGCAAAGAGACCGAGCCCGUGGCCAUGGUCGACUUUUCGCCGCCGGCCCUCAUCGGCAACGACAUUGACGCUCAUUUCCGGCAUAUCGGCAAGCUCGUCGCAGAGCCGUAUCUCGGCAUUGCCAAGAACUUUGUCGAAUCUGGCGGGCCCAAAGCACCCGAGCGGCCACUGCCCGGCCAGUGGGUGUUUCAGAGCGGAUGGACGCGGUACGGCAGGGAUGGGUCUGUGAGGCGGGUGGCCUGUCCUGAUGCUGGCGAUGAGUGCCUGGUGUUUGAUGUCGAGGUGCUGGUGCCAGAGUCGCCAUACUCGGUGCUGGCCACGGCAGUGUCAGAGAAUGCAUGGUACGGGUGGGUGUCGCCGUACCUGACGGGUGAGUCGCCGCACCCGCGCCAUCUGAUCCCGAUCCAAGAUCCCGCGAACCAAACCCCACGGAUCGUCAUAGGACACAAUAUCGGAUACGACCGGGCGCGCAUCCAGGAGGAGCGCCAGAUCAAGCGCCCACCCACAGCAUUUCUGGACACCAUGUCUCUUCAUGUGUCGUCAGGCGGCCUAUGCAACCAGCAGCGGCUGCACUGGGUCAAGUAUUCAAAGGCGAAGAGGGAGCAGGACGAGGAGUUUCUGAAGCUGAAUGCCGACACGGGCAAGUUCUUUGACGUCAGCUCGCUCAACAGCCUGAAGGAGGUCGCACUGCACUACUGCGGAAUUACAAUGGAUAAGGGGCGCCGCAAUGUGUUUGUCGACGGGACCUUGGCAGAGAUCCGCAGCCAGUUCAACGAUCUGAUGGACUACUGUGCAUGCGACGUCGAGAUCACGCUGCGCGUGUUCCUGAAGGUCUUCCCGGCGUUUCUGAAGAAAUGCCCGCACCCGGUGUCGUUUGCUGGCAUGCUGAUGAUGUCGGAGGGGUACUUGCCUGUAGACAAGUCGUGGACAGAGUACGUGCAAAGGUCAGAGAGGCUGUUUGAGCAGGUGUCGACCGACGUCGAGGAGAAGCUUCGCAACCUGGCCGAGGAGGCACUGGCGGUCAAGGACCCGAUGCAGGACCCGUGGCUCAAGAAUUUGGACUGGACCGUCGAACCACAAAAGUACACAAAGCCAAAGUUUAAGAAAGACGGAUCAUAUGCAAAAAACGGCGAGCCACGGCCGUAUACAAAGCAAGUGCUGCCGGGAUACCCAAAGUGGUACCGCGAGAUCUGGGACCGCAAAGAAAAGCGCGUGCAUGUGACGGUCCGGUCCCGCGUUGCUCCGUAUUUGCUGAAGCUCAAAUGGAUCGGGCAUCCACUGUACCAUUCGGCCACACAUGGAUGGACUUUCCGAGUGCCACAGGACCACUACGAUGCAGCCACAUCUGGACCUGCCAGCAUUCAUCAACAUGCGGCCCUGGAGUUUCCAGUGGACCCCGAGAACGAAAACUACGAGCCGAUUCCUGCCACAGACAAUGGCAAGUUUGUGUAUUUCAAGGUACCGCACAAGGACGGCGAAUCAGCAAACUGCGGCAACCCACUGGCUAAAGGCUACCAGACCGCAAUUGACGACGGCACACUGACCUCAACCUAUGCCAUGGCCAAGGAGGCAAUGGAGAUGAAUGCAAUGAGCUCGUACUGGACAUCAGCGCGCGAGCGCAUCAAGUCGCAGUUUGUCACCUGGGACAACGACGCCCAGGAUGCGCUCACCUCCCAGCCUCUGCAGCUUGGCCUGCCCAGCACCCCCGACAACACUCUAGGCGUGAUCCUGCCGAUGGUCGUGGCCAUGGGCACGAUCACCAGGCGUGGCGUCGAGUCGACGUGGAUGACGGCGAGCAACGCCAAGAAGAACCGGAUCGGGUCCGAGCUCAAAUCAAUGAUCCGCAGUCCACCCGGAUACAGCUUUGUAGGUGCCGAUGUCGACUCAGAGGAGCUGUGGAUCUCGGCGCUCAUCGGCGACUCGCAGUUCCGUAUGCACGGCGGCACGGCGUUCGGGUGGAUGACACUGCAGGGGACCAAGGCCGCUGGCACCGACCUGCAUUCAAACACAGCACGGAUCUUGGGCAUUGGCCGUGGAAGCGCCAAGAUCUUCAACUACGGGCGAAUCUACGGCGCAGGCGUAAAGUAUGCGACAUCGUUGCUGCUGCAGUUCAACCCGGAUAUGACCGAGGAGGUCGCUCGCCAGAAGGCUGACCAGCUGUAUGCUGCCACGAAGGGAACAAGUAUGCGCAACAAGACGUAUUUUGGAACGCCGUUCUGGCAUGGCGGUACCGAGAGCUACAUGUUCAAUGCGCUUGAAUCCAUUGCAACGUCGGAUGAUCCACGCACGCCCGUGCUGGGCUGUGGUAUCACUGACGCCCUGCGCAAGGAGGUCACCGGUGACCGGUUCAUGACUUCGCGGGUCAACUGGGUUGUGCAGAGCUCCGGCGUCGACUACCUGCACCUGCUGCUAGUUGCCGUGUCAUACUUGGCACGUCGCCAUUCAAUUGACAUGCGGUUCAUGAUCUCAGUGCACGACGAGAUCCGAUAUCUGGUGGCCGAUCGGGACAAGGCCAGAGCAGCACUAGCACUGCAGAUUGCGAAUCUGUGGGUGCGUUGCCUGUUCAGCUACCGGCUAGGCAUUGAGGACUUGCCGCAGAGUGUUGCGUUCUUCUCGGCAAUCGACGUUGACCAUGUGCUGCGCAAAGAAGUCGAUAUGGAGUGCAUCACGCCUACCAACCCAACACCCAUUCCGCCAGGAACGAGCCUUGGAAUCAGCGAGAUUCUGGAUAUGACCAAUGGCGGCCAGCUAGACACUCCAAAAGAGAGCACAGCAGAACCCAGUGUCCUGUCACAGCCCAUGCCCUUGCCCAGUGCGAAGGAGCUCGAAGCGCUGGCCAAGACGGACCCAGUCCCGCUGGAGCUGCCAAUGGAGCCGGCACACGACCUGCCGCCGCCGCGUGACACCGAGACCAUCGGCGCCCGACAGCGUCUGGCUCACAGCACAGAUGCUCAAUGGCAAUGCUGA